Messenger RNA from Microdochium trichocladiopsis, 1374 nucleotides. RefSeq names its product succinate-semialdehyde dehydrogenase. Bases 1 to 1374 code for a protein of 457 amino acids. Gene Ontology annotation, molecular function: succinate-semialdehyde dehydrogenase (NAD+) activity. The transcript has 4 exons. NCBI's taxonomy places the organism in Eukaryota, Fungi, Ascomycota, Sordariomycetes, Xylariales, Microdochiaceae. The record is from RefSeq and is a predicted model, not a curated record.
AUGCUUCGUCAAUGGAGAAUGGGUGGAGCAAAGUCAGGAAAGGUCUUCGCAGUUGACAAUCCAUCUACCCUGGUCGAAGUCGCCAUAUGUCCAGAGUUUGACGAGAAGGACACCGAAGCCGCAAUCAAACGCGCCCAGGAAGCCUUCGUGUCCUUCAGAAAGACCCAGCCGAGGGUGAGAGCCCGGCUUCUGCGCCGCUGGUAUGAGCUCAUGAUCGAGAAUGCGGAUGACCUGGCACGAAUUAUCACCUGGGAGAACGGCAAGCCCCUAGCGGAUUCCAAGACGGAAGUCAACUACGCCGCCGGCUUCCUCGCUAGCAACCCCAGCUGUCGCAUCAUUACCCAGAAAGAACCUGUGGGCGUCUGCGGCCUUAUUAUUCCCUGGAACUUCCCUGCCGCCAUGAUUACCCGCAAGGCCGGGCCUGCAUUGGCUGCCGGUUGUACCGUGGUCGUGAAAGCCCCCGCCGAAGCCCCGUUGACAGCCCUCGCGCUAGCAGAACUCGCUGACCGAGCUGGCUUCCCCAAGGGCGUCGUCAAUAUUAUUGCCGCCCUGGAAAAUACUGUGGCGGUGGGAAAGGUUCUCACGACGCACCCCAUCGUCAAGAAGGUUUCAUUUACUGGGUCAACAAGGGUAGGGAAGCUCCUGAUGAACCAGUGCUCGUCCACUCUUAAGAAAGUAUCUUUCGAGCUUGGCGGUAACGCCCCAUUUAUCGUCUUUGAAGAUGCUGAUCUCGAUAUCGCUCUUCGCGGCCUUAUUGCGUCAAAGUUCCGUAUCUCCGGGCAGACCUGCGUGUGUGCAAACCGCAUCCUAGUACACCGCAAAGUGUAUGAUAAGUUCGUCUCAAUGGUUGUUGAUACCGUUGAGAAGUUCGAGGUUGGAGACGGUAUGGCCGAAACGACGACUCAUGGACCCCUCAUUCACGGUCUUGCCGUAGCCAAGGUGGAUGAUCACGUCAAGGACGCCGUGGCAAAGGGCGCUCGGGUUGUUCACGGUGGCAAGCGUCUCUCCCUGGGAACCAACUUCUUCGGCAUCACUGUCCUGGCUGAUAUGAAGCCUGGCAUGAAGAUCUGCUCUGAAGAGACUUUCGGUCCAGUCGCUGCAUUCUUUCCCUUCGACAAUGAGCAGGAAGCCAUCGAUAUGGCGAACGAUUCCGAAGUUGGUCUAGCCGGAUAUUUCUUCAGCAAGGACUUGAGCCGCUGCUGGCGUGUUGCUGAGGCGCUCGAAGUCGGCAUGGUUGGUGUGAACGUUGGUGCCAUUAGUGAUCCGGUCGCUCCCUUUGGUGGCGUCAAACAGAGCGGUUUUGGCAGGGAGGGCAGCAAAUACGGCAUCGACGAAUUCGUUGUCACGAAGAUGAUUAUGACGGGAAUUGAGUAG